Molecule: messenger RNA, 249 nt
Organism: Lottia gigantea (owl limpet)
Lineage: Eukaryota; Metazoa; Mollusca; Gastropoda; Lottiidae
Exons: 1
Source: RefSeq, a predicted model, not a curated record
ACCUAUCUUUAUGUUUUUGACAUGCUAACUUAUCUUUAUGUUUUUGACAUGCUAACCUAUCUUUAUUUUUUUGACAUGCCAAGCUAUCUUUAUGUUUUUGACAUGCUAACCUAUCUUUAUGUUUUUCCCAUGCUAACCUAUCUUUAUGUUUCUGACAUGCUAACUUGUCUUUAUGUUUUUGACAUGCUAACCUAUCUUUAUGUUUUUCCCAUGCUAACCUAUCUUUAUGUUUUUCCCAUGCUAACCUAU